AUGAACGUCUCCCGAACCGGCUACUUUUCUUCCGACUACUUGGACAGGCGGAAAAACCACUCGCAGUCUACUUUCCACUCCAGAGCCAGCCUGAUGUCUCCUCGAGCGACUAGCCCAGAUCAUUAUUCAGCAGCAUCCACUCCAAGAAGCGAAAACCCAGAUGAUCUUGAUGAAGCAAUCACGCCAGCGCAUCUUAAUUACCUCUACAAGAAACAGCAGCGCUCGGUAGACUAUUCUGACUAUUAUAAGCCAAAACGGAAGCAUGACGAUAGUUCCUCGUUCCACACCCAGGAUCUUGAGCUGGUUACUGAACAGCCAAGGAAGAUCCCGGUGGGCUAUGAAGGUUAUUAUAUGGACCAGAAGAAACGGUAUGAAGAGGCAGAGGAGGUAAAGCCUAAGAUGUUCACGCAUAAGACAUUUAUGGAUGUGUUUGAUAGGGACCAGGACGAGCGUUUCAACCCGAUCGACGUUGUGUUUGAUGAUCCUGAGAAGACCAAAGAGCUUGAAAAGAAACAGAAGUUUUCUAGAGCCAUGAAAAACGUGCAAAAGAAAGUUGGUUUGAACGACUACAACUCGUAUGACUACUAUACGCAAAACGAGAUAGACGAUGCCAGAAGAGCCAAACGAGAAAAGGAAAGAGAGGCCAAGGCAGCGAAGCAGAAUAGUAAGCUGGAGAAGAAAGCAUUUAAACUUGCAUUGAAGAGGAAAAAGAAGGAAGAGAAGGAGAGAGAGUUGUUCGUUCAGCAUGUGAGCGACAACUCUGACGAUGAAGAGAUGGAGGGUUAUGAGGAACCGCAAAACGAGAAUCUCAAGAAAGCUUGGAAACGGAAAUGGAAGAACGCUAAGAAGGCGCUUGGUGAUGAUUAUUUCGACAAUUACAACCGAGAAAUAGAAGCACGCCAGCAACUUAAGCAGCAACCCAAGGAAGAACAAGAAAGAGAGGAUGUUGAGCAAAUGGCAUCUGCCCUGGGCACAUUAGGCCCCAAUGCUGGUUUUCAUCCACUCUGGAACUACAUUCUUUCAUGGCUAGUGUAUACUGCUCCUUCAAGCCAAAGCACAACAGCUCCAAGUGGAAAGAUAGUUGAGCUUGACAGAGAAGCUGCUGUUGUUCCUACUGAAAAGAAGAAGAAGCGUACGGGCAAUGGGAACCCAUUCAAGAACUACAAAAAUAAGAUGAAGAAAUGGAACCAGCCGGCUUCGGCAUAUUUUGCAGGCGUCAAAGGCAUGCCAGAUUCAAUGUCGCUUCAGCGGUUCGACCAGGGAAGCCAGGCAUCUACAAUCUACACCUACUCCGAAUUCCCAGACGAAAUCGAAGUAAGUGACGACGGCAAUCUCAGCGAAGAGAUCAUCAUGGGCAACGACAGCUUGGACUCGUACCACGGGUACCCUCCCACAUCAGCACAGGCCAUGAUGACCAAAGACGGAGCCCUUGGCAGGCUACAUGAAGGUGGACCAGUGAAAAUCGUCUCCAACAUCAAUCUGUUGAUCAAAAGCAUCAAAAUCAUGAAGAUCAUCUUUGCGCCCAUUGACAUCAUUGCAGUGCAUUUCCCUUCGUUGCAGACGCUUGUGAUCCUCAUUGAGUUGGUGAUAUUCAUGUGGAUCCUCUACGAGCUUUCCCUCCUCAUUGAUGCGUUAUGUAUGGCGGUCAAGGCGGUAUGUGCGCCGAUGAUUGCCAUUGGAAAGUUCAUGAAUCGGAUAGUAUAA
Candidozyma haemuli is the source of this 1704-nucleotide messenger RNA. RefSeq lists its product as uncharacterized. The coding region runs from base 1 to 1704 and encodes 567 amino acids. The record is from RefSeq and is a predicted model, not a curated record. Lineage: Eukaryota; Fungi; Ascomycota; Pichiomycetes; Serinales; Metschnikowiaceae. The transcript has a single exon.